Messenger RNA from Quercus lobata, 1659 nucleotides. RefSeq names its product probable serine/threonine-protein kinase WNK11. Gene Ontology annotation, biological process: protein phosphorylation. The record is from RefSeq and is a predicted model, not a curated record. The transcript has 2 exons. NCBI's taxonomy places the organism in Eukaryota, Viridiplantae, Streptophyta, Magnoliopsida, Fagales, Fagaceae. The coding region runs from base 279 to 1277 and encodes 332 amino acids. Gene Ontology annotation, molecular function: ATP binding; protein kinase activity.
CCUUGUUUUUGCUUUGAUCACUUUGUUCUCUUUGCUCUCUCAUAGAGUAUCGUAAACAUGUUUUGUCACACUUUAUACCUAAAAGAAGCUCGUACCGCUUACUUCUUAGUGAUUUGUUCUGCCUCGGUUUUUAUUUGAUCACCGUUCUUAGUCCUUUCUUUCAAGAAUCCGAGUGUUUUUCCCACCUGGGUGCUUUUGUUUUCCUAGUUUUUGAUUACUUUCUUUCAAAAGGGUUUCAGCGUGUGACUUUUUUUUUUUUGUUUGAUAUAUAAUCAAACAUGGACUUUGAGCUCUUUGAAGAGGUUGAUCCAACAGGUCGGUAUGGGAGAUACAGUGACAAGCUUGGUGUAGGAGCAGUGAAAAAGGUUUAUAGGGCUUUUGAUCAACAAGAAGGUAUAGAGGUGGCUUGGAAUCAGGUUUUCUUGAACCGAUUCACCGAUGACAAGGCCAUGUUACAAAGGUUAAACUCAGAGGUUCAGUUGCUGAAAAUUUUAGAGAAUGAUAAUAUCAUCAAAUUGUUUAGUGCUUGGAUAGAUGUUGACCGCAUGGCUUUGAAUUUCAUAACUGAGGUGUGCACAUCUGGGAAUUUGAGGGAUUAUAGGAAGAAACACAGGCGUAUUUCAACCAAGGCCUUGAAGAAGUGGUCUAGGCAAAUACUGAGGGGUUUGGAGUAUUUACAUUUGCAUGAGCCAUGCAUAAUUCAUAGGGAUCUUAAUUGCAGUAAUGUGUUUAUCAAUAAUAAUACUGGUGAGGUAAAGAUUGGAGAUUUCGGGUUAGCAGCAGCAAUGGAAAAGGAGCAUGUAGCACAUUCAAUUCUUGGGACACCGGAGUUUAUGGCGCCGGAACUAUAUGAUGAGAAUUAUACAGAGAAGGUGGAUAUAUAUGCUUUUGGGAUGUGUGUGCUUGAGUUGUUGACAAGGGAGAUACCAUAUAGUGAGUGUGAUUGUGUGGCUAAGAUAUAUAAGAAGGUGACCUCAGGUGUGAAACCACAGGCAAUGAGCAAGGUAAAAGAUUUGGAGAUCAAGGGGUUCAUUGAGAAGUGCCUGGCCCCAGUGUCUGAGAGACCAUCUGCCACUGAGCUCCUCCAAGAUUCAUUCUUUGAUGGACUUGAUGAUGAUGAUAAUGAUGAAAACUAUGGAGAAGAAAGCCACCAGAAACAUCAAUUGAAAAGAAUUUGGAUCAUGAAUCAGCUCACAAUGGAAUAUUACUUUGGUAAAGAAAGUGUACUAUCCACAUUAUGCAUCUUCAAUAGUGAACCUCCCAAUUUCAAAAUUUAAUGAGUACAGAUUAAUGGUGUGGCCUUGUGAAUAAACUGGUGCAUUCUUGGUGACUAAAGUUUACUGGAUGCCGCUGAAUCAAGCCUAUCCUUAACUUGAAGGAAUCCAAGUUCCUAAACCCUAAAUCUAGAGAAUUUUGUGGAAACUCCAAGGGACAAUUGUACAAGUGCUGCACUUUUUUGCAAUAAGGGAAAAUUGUUGAUCAUUUAUUUAUUGAAUGUGAAUUUGCUAGAGUUUAAUGGUUGGGCUCACUCUUAACAUUAAGAACAGAUUUACUAGAGAUUGAAUCCUCAGUAGUAGAGGGUUAAGCUUUGGCUACAACAACUGUUGUUGUUGUCAACAACCAUUCUUCUUUUUUGUUAACUUUUUCUGGACCUUCUGG